CGUCUACCCUCAUUAUAACGGAUUUGCAUGUGUUCCACAAUUGACUUCUCCCAGACUUGGAAAACCAAGUGUUUAUGACUGCGCCGUGUCUGUUUUGGAUUUUCUCAUGGAUGUCCAGAGUAGUUGAGUAAAGUUGUUUGCGUAGUGUGCAGUCUGCUCCCAGAAACGCUGCACUCUGUUGCUUUGUCAGCGCUGGUCUUAAAUACCAAACUCAUCGCAGCAAAUUCUUCUGCAAUUUCUGGAUUUGUGAAAUUUGUGAAUUAUGGACAGUUGCUUUUGCUUCUUUUUUUUUUUUUUUUUUUUGCAGUUUAGUAAGACAUUCCAGCUUCCUAGGACAUGUUGAGUACGUACGUCGGCUGCUGUGGAUUUUGUGGUGACCUAAUGACUGUUGGCCAGAUGCUUGCUCUCUUGUCAAAGUGAAUUAGCGCUCAAUCAAGCCACGUUACAGGCACGCUGUCACUUGAGACGCCUUGCUGAGUACUUCCACGCGUGAAGGCUCUGUCCUCCGUGUGUGUUUUGUUUUUAAAAGCAUGCGUCUCUUGUCUCACGCUGUCGUUUUGCGCUUUUUGCACAGAAGACUUUGAACAAUCAGCAUCUGUUGCUUGAAUGCUUUUAUUGCAAGAAUUUCAGGAGGUUCAGUGCGAAGGAAGCGGGUGGAAAAAGUAUCAAUAUCAGAGAGAGAAAAAAGAAGCUUCAACGGGGCAACGGCGUGCAGUUGCGGCAAGGCUCACAGUUUGGGCGAGCUGACUGAGCUGACAGUUUGUAAUCAAAGUUGAUGUAUUGUUCAUUAGUACAGCAUUAGCCCAUCAGGCAGGGGCGUUAUGUGUGCACUGGCCUGUCAAGAAGAGGGGCUGCCAGCACCUGUCAUUUCUUUACUACACAACAUCGGCAACAGGGUUUUUGUGCCACGAGAGGUGCUCACGCGGGACGGCCGCCAGCAUCUCCCGGUUGUCUGGGACAGGGAUGGCGUUGCUUUGUAGCGCAGACAGUGGAAUACUUUCACAGUUAUCAUGUAUUAUUAAUGAUUAAUUCAUUCAUUCUGUUUUUUAACGUCGCUGCUGCUCAGAGAAUGUGCGAUACUUGAGAUGGAGGUCGUUACAAACUUUUGGAACUCUUUUAAUUGAAGGCAUGAGAUGUGUGACACAUAUCGAGGGGGUAGGAUUUAAUAAGCUCUGCUCCUUCCUGCUCCUUUUUGGAGAUGUUGAACUGUGAAUUGUGAACAUGUGAUGUACUUUUUUUUUGAUAAAACAAAAUUAAACUAAAAAAAAAAAAAAACAACAUUGAACAGUUGCACCGGAAAUAUAAAAAAAUACAGCUUUUUCACAUUUUUAUUUUCAUCCUAGAAAAUUCCUAAAGGCAACCAUUACAUCCACGAGUUACGAACAUAAAUGGAAAGACUCCACGCAAUUUGUGUUGCUGUUGUCUGCCGUCGUGGUAACAAGGAUUAGGUGUGCUUUGCCCGGAUAAUACCAACAAUCAGCACGAGGAUGUCAGGCUUUGUCUUUUGACUGCACUUUCAUUGGGGGGGGGAUUUAAAAGCUGUGAUCUUAAUUAAAUCUCAUCAGACUCAAAUGAUGUGACUCGGAAGACGUGUGCCGUCGGUUGCGUAACCGCGAAGAGCUGGAACCCAAAGAUUAUACAACGUGGUUGCUGAAGGUUAGACUAAAUGAUGGAGUGAGCGGACGGUUGACACGAAGAAAUGGGUUCCAGCGUCAGUGGCUAUGAUGACACCUCAAGUGAUAACGCCUCAGCAGAUGCAGCAGAUCCUUCAGCAGCAAGUCCUGAGCCCUCAGCAGCUCCAGGUUCUUCUCCAGCAGCAGCAGGCCCUCAUGUUACAGCAGCAGCAACUUCAGGAUUUCUACAAGAAGCAGCAGGAACAGCUCCACCUCCAGCUCCUCCAACAGCAUGCAGGCAGCAAGCAGAGUAAAGAGCAGCAGGUGUCAGCACAGCAGUUGGCCUUCCAGCAGCAGCUCCUUCAGGUCCAGCAGGUCCAGCAGCAACAUCUGCUCAACCUUCAGAGGCAAGGGCUGCUCUCUAUCCAGCCAGGACAAACGGCCCUGCCCCUGCACUCCCUCACUCAGGGCAUGAUUCCUGCGGAGCUGCAGCAGCUCUGGAAAGAAGUUACAAACGCUCACGUGAAGGAGGAGCACAACAGCAACAGCAACAACGGCCACCGGGGCCUUGAUCUGUCCUCCCCGACACCACCAAAGAACCCACUCCACAACCAGCAUGCCGCCACCAAUGGGCAGUACAUGAGUCAUAAGAGAGAAGUAGCCACGGUAGAAGAGUCCUCCCCCCACAGCCAUCCUCUCUACGGCCACGGUGUUUGCAAGUGGCCUGGAUGUGAAGCCGUGUUUGAUGAUUUCCAGUCAUUCCUCAAGCAUCUUAACAAUGAGCACGCCCUGGAUGACAGGAGCACCGCCCAGUGUCGGGUGCAAAUGCAGGUCGUACAACAGCUGGAGCUGCAGCUAGCGAAAGAUAAAGAGCGUCUGCAGGCGAUGAUGACGCACCUUCACGUCAAAUCCACAGAGCCCAAAGCCACUCCGCAACCGCUCAACUUGGUGUCCAGCGUCACAUUGUCCAAGUCGGCCCUUCCUGAAGCCUCUCCUCCGCUGAGCCUGCCCCAGACCCCCACCACACCCACAGCGCCGCUCACACCCCUGUCCCAGACUCACUCUGUCAUCACGGCGAACAACCUCCACAGCAUGGGCCCCAUGCGACGGCGCUACUCUGAGAAGUACAACAUGCCCAUCUCUCCAGAUCUCAGUCAGAACAAAGAAUUUUACAUGAAUGCAGACGUUCGACCGCCCUUCACGUACGCCUCAUUAAUAAGACAGGCAAUCCUCGAGUCGCCAGAAAAGCAGCUAACACUAAACGAAAUCUACAACUGGUUCACACGAAUGUUUGCAUAUUUCAGGCGCAAUGCAGCGACGUGGAAGAAUGCAGUCCGGCAUAAUCUUAGUCUUCACAAGUGUUUUGUGCGAGUAGAAAACGUAAAAGGGGCUGUGUGGACGGUGGACGAAAUAGAGUUCCAAAAGAGACGGCCUCAGAAGAUCAGCGGAAGUCCAGCAUUGGUGAAGAAUAUUCAGACUAGCUUGGGCUACGGUCCAACCUUCUCCGCUGCCUUCCAGGCUUCGAUGGCAGAGAACAGCAUACCUCUAUACACAACCGCUUCCAUCGGAAGUCCCACCCUCAACUCGCUGGCCAACGCCAUCCGCGAGGAGAUGAAUGGGGCGAUGGACCAUGGAAACAGCAACGGCAGUGACAGCAGCCCAGGACGCUCGCCCCUGCCAGCUAUGCAUCAUCACAUCAAGGAGGAACCACUCGACCCGGAGGAGCACGAAGGGCCCCUCUCCCUGGUCACGACAGUCAAUCACAGUCCAGAUUUCGACCACCACAGAGAUUACGACGACCAGGGCCACGACGACAUGCUGUGAGAGCCCAGCGGCCGAGGCAGUCGCCACCAUGAACUGCAGUCUCACGGCCGCCCGAGGCGAAAGUCGCCAAGUAACUUUUUAGUGCCAUAACAACACAUCGCAACGCAAAAGUCCACGAGUUUUACUUUGUCAAAACAAGCCUGCUUUUUUUCCUUUGGUACGUGGCCACACGUUCGCCGUCGGAGACGAGGGACCAAAAGGGGGCAGAGACCCCCGCCACACAGCCGGGGAGGCGGACUGUGAUGUGGUGAUAUGCCCCCCCACACCCUACCCCCUUAUACACCCCCCCCUCCCCCCGCCACACAAUUGAGGACAGAGACGGGGUGAGUGGUGUGUCAUUUACGUGGAGGUGCGUUCACUGCCUUCUACGCUUUACUUGGAGUCCAUCUACUGUCUACUGUGAGUUGUUUUUUUGGGGGGUUUUUUUUGGGGGGGGGGGGGGAGGGGGUCUUUCUUCAUAACCUGUCUUUCCAUCGGUCAAUGCUGAUAUUGAUGUUGUAUCUUUUUUUUUUUUAAACUCAUCAGACCUCAUGUCCGUGCUGUGCAGAUUGUGUGCGUGUGCGUGUGUGUGUGCAUGCGUGCGUGCGCAUGUGUGUUCCGCACUUGAUGAUGAAUGUUUAUGAUUUGCGUUUAUGUUCCUCCAAAACACACAUGAAGCAGAAUGUGUCAUUUAUUCUGGAAUAAAAAAACCAAAAAAAACAUGCACCCUGACUACUCACCACCUCAGCACCCCCCCUCGCUCCACUGGCAGCAGUCAUGUAAUGAAGGCGCUCUCCACGCAUGAGUGAAGCUUAAUUUAAGAUGCAAAUGAAUGACAGAGGACUCCCACAGGUUAUGAUUUAUCCUGAUGACAUUACACUCGGAGCAGCCUCUCACGGCCGAGCGUGUCGAGCCGCAACACAAUUUCUGAUCACUUACAAGCGCCGAGCGGCUUAGCGAGACAAAAUGAAAAUGUCAGGUGUGCACGGGCCAGAUAAUAAUUUUGACCAACUAAUUGUGAUACCUGAAUGCAGCCGUCAUUGUCCAUCAGAUGGAGCGAGUUCUCCUUCAGGCGGGUUUAAACUUUUCAGUCGGCCGCGCGCGCGUGACUCUUUUCUUAACAAUUGCACACCAAAUGUUUGUUUUCUGUCAUAAAGGGAAGAGGACUUGCAAUAAGACCUGAGGAGGGGUAUCCCGACCUGACCUUUAUAACGGAUAUGGGUCACAUAUCAGCAAAAAAGCACACAAACUAAACCCACAGAAGCUGUAAUAAGUCCAUCUUUAGCUAUAUGGACACAAUCAAAGUUUACCACUUUAAACAGAAACUUAUCAAAUGGCCGUGUUUUACCACCAAAACUAAAAUAGAAAGAUGGAAGUCUUAUGUGUGUAUUUAGUUAGUCAGUGGUUGACUCAGCAGCUACAGUGUCCAAGCUAGAACGUGAUUAGUGUUCAUUAAACAACUGCUGUCUAAAAUGCCACAUUUCUCAACACGUGUAUCAUACAAUUAUAGUUGCACAUUACUUACAGACACAUAGUCUCCAAGACUGUUAGAAAGUAUUCCGUGGCAAAAAACAUCCAGUAACAUUUUGUUUGUGUGCCUAACUGCGUCACAAGCUUAACGCAAUGAAUUAUUGCGGCCACCAGGUGUCACCAAACAAAACAACCACCAUCCCACUUUAGCACGUUAAAUCAGGGGUGUCCAAAGUCCAAUUUGCAGCCAACAACACUUUCGAAAAACACAACAAUUAAAAAAAAAAACAUAAAAAAUUGAAAACUCUGCAGUCAAUUUACAAGAAUAAAGUCAAAAUAUUAAGAGAAAAGUAUAGUAAUAAACGCCCAAAGUCAGCAGGGAUAGGCUCCAGCAUACCCCCGCGAGCCUAGAGAGGCUUAAGCGGCAUAGAAAAUGAACGGAUGGAUGGAAGUUAUAAAUUAGCAAGAAAAAGACCAAAUUUUAAGAGACUGAUGUAUCAUUAUGAGGAAAAAUAACAUCAUUUUAGUCACUAAAAGUUGAAAUACUUUACAUUUUGCACUGUUCGGUCUUAAGGAGGUUCUAAGUAGAGCUUCAAAAUGGAAAAAGAAGAAAUGGAAGUGAGACAAAACAAUUUAGCUCACUAAAGAUGUUUUUUUAGGUCGUAAUAUUAUGAGAAACAAACAAAAUAAAGUUCUCAUUGGGGGAAAAGUUAUGUUAUGAGAUUUGAAUAUUAAGUAUUAUGCUAAUUAAGUCAUAAUUUAAAUCUACAAAGUUGAAAUGUCGGCUGGGAUAGGCUGCAGCAUAUCUGCGACCCUAGAGAGGAUAGAAGAUGGAUGGAUGGAAAUAGUUGGGAAUUCAAAAAACCCAAAAUGACAAAAGCAGCUGUAAUUUUACAAGAAUAAAUUGGAAAUAUUACAAUUUUUUUACGAGAAUAAACUUGUAAUGUGAAUAAAUAAUGUCGUUUUGGUAGCAUAGUGUUGAAACUAAGGAAAAGAAAUGUUUUUUUUUAUCAAAAUUAGGUUAGAGAAAAAAAGCUAUAAUGGAAAAGAAGUCAAGCUAUUAUGGGAUUAAAGUCAUAAUAUUACGAAAAGAAAAGGUAUGAAGACUUUGAAAGUUGAAAUAUUUGGAAAAUCAAGCAAAGACCGAAGUUCAUACGAAUAAUACGCUUUUCACAAGCGUAUUAAUAUUCACGUUUCAGCAUGUGGCCCUCGCUGGACAGAGUUUGGACGCCCCUGUGUUAAAUUGUAUAUUAAUUUUUGAUACAUAAGUCGCACCUGAAUAUAAGUCAUAGGACCAGCCAAACUAUGGGGAAAAAAAAGUGUGACUUCCAGUCCAGAAAAUACGGUACCACUUGCUGAUAUCGGAUUCAUAUCAAGUGUAGUUGUAUCGGGACACCCCUAGACCGAACCGCCUACCCAUCGCACAUUUCAGCUUCUCCUCGCCGUGGGAGCACGGGAGAAUCCACAGCUACUAAAACUAUCUUAGCUAAAUUGGCUUUAAAAAAGACGGACUUCCAACCAUGAAUUGCAACUUCUUCUAAUUGUUUCUUAUUUAUUAUUAUUGCUGUUUGAUUUGGCUUGUUGUUUUGAAUCGUUGAUGUUUUUGACUACCAAAGAGAGAGUACAAAAUCAAUGAUGAAGGCCAAAUAUGGCUCCCCCUCUUUUCUUCCAUUUGGUAUUGUUCCUCUCCGGUGGGACGGUCUGCUGCAGUCAAGCCAAGGGAAGACGGAAUUUGGAAUCCUCACGCUGAGGUGUCAAGAGGUGACCGAAAGUAAGAGUCCGUUCCGCUUUGUCUUUGGGCCAAUGAGCGAGUACAAAAAUACAAAUACGGUGAAUGGAUUCUUGACUUCGACUGGACCACACAACGAUCCCAUGUUUCAGUUUGUGUUUCGUUUUUUGAAUGAUUGUAUCCCUCAUUUUUAGUGUUUUUAAUGUCUUGGUCGGGGUCCCAAUUUCCUCUCGCGUUGACCAGACGUCAUGAUUGUGUUUUAAGAUUCUGUAUUAGUUUUUAUAUUAAAAAAGCAACACUCCUGUCAACUAAUGCGCCGGGUUCAAGGUACCUUGUGGCGCUGAGUGGUCUUGCUAUCUAACUUUAGUACUUGGGCAAAUCCGGCUGUGGGAUGGGUCAGCCUGGGAUCGUGGGAAACCAACCCCCCCAGGAAGGACGACGCUGGUCAAUUACACCAUCCGAAGCAUGUGUGGCAUUUCUGCAAACGUUUCUAAAGAUAACGGCAUGAGAAAUGGGUUGACAAGGGGGAAUAAUUCACUGACGUUCACUCGGUUCUUGUCGUGCAUGAUCCUGUGGGAGGGAAAUAUUUAAAAAGGUUUGUCUUCGACGUUCCAUCUUUUAUUUGCCAAAGAAGCAGCGCUCCUUGUGUUUCAUGUCGCAGGCCUUUAGCCACUCGGUGAAGUUUCUUACUUAAUGCUGUUGUUUUAUCUUCAUGAGCGAUGAGAGCAGCUGCUGCGCUGAACAUUUACUUGCUUUUCGAAAAGAAAACCAUCAAAGCGAGAUGCGUGCGUGGGGGGUGGGGGGAUUGCCCCAAACUUUUUGGAUUACCAACUGUAAAAUAAAAGACAGACUUUUCUCUGUGAUCAACGUAAGGCUUUUUGUACAGACUUCUCCCCUUUUAGUGUUUUUAUACUUCCUUUUGAUGGGCCAACCACUGCGUCCCGUGGCCACAACGUGUGAAACAUGAGUAAAAAGCCACACAGGUGUAUUUCCUCUUUCGAAGCUGCGGCGAAAGCCCUGGCUCCUUCCAACGCCAGUGAUCAGUAAUAAUACAAGGGUGAUGUUUUGUAUGGGGUCAGGAUGGGAAAGAGGAAAAAUAUGCAGUGCCAACAUGUGGAAGAUGUAAAGAUGAUUGUUAAAUGCUAUCUUUUUUGGUUUUGUUUUAUGUUUCAAAGGAAAUGAUUCACUCGUGCAUCAAAACGUGCCCGUCAUCCAAUAGCUUUCUGAAGAAGCCAUCGUUCCAUCCACUGUGUCAACCAUUGCAUCGGGCACCACCUCGCUUCCCUUUUAUGCGGGCGAUGGGUGGGGGCGGAAGCUGCCAUGUUGUUCUCAUCCAUUCUUUUUUUUUUAAAGAUGUGCUAUGUCGUUUCUUUUUCCUGUUUAAUUUUUGAAGAGGAAUAUUGUUGCUUUUCUCUUCCAUGAGUGUGUAACCUCAUCAUUCCUUGUCUAAACUGAUGCAGACCACUCGUGUAGUCGGUGCCAACCACUGACAAGAGCAUUGGAAACAUGCAAUAAAAUGCUGGUUGUUAAGAUGCUUUCCUCUCGU
This is a messenger RNA of Dunckerocampus dactyliophorus (ringed pipefish), 8161 nucleotides long. RefSeq names its product forkhead box P1b (gene foxp1b). The transcript has 15 exons. Gene Ontology annotation, molecular function: DNA-binding transcription repressor activity, RNA polymerase II-specific; RNA polymerase II cis-regulatory region sequence-specific DNA binding. Gene Ontology annotation, cellular component: nucleus. The record is from RefSeq and is a predicted model, not a curated record. Gene Ontology annotation, biological process: regulation of transcription by RNA polymerase II. Lineage: Eukaryota; Metazoa; Chordata; Actinopteri; Syngnathiformes; Syngnathidae. Bases 1722 to 3437 code for a protein of 571 amino acids.